CUGCUCAUUCAGACCAAUCCACCAUGCCUGAAGUCAAAGACCUUUCAGAAGCUUUGCCAGAGACGUCGAUGGAUCCCAUCACGGGAGUGGGGGUGGUGGCUUCUCGGAACCGAGCCCCAACAGGCUAUGAUGUAGUUGCACAGACAGCAGAUGGUGUGGAUGCUGACCUCUGGAAAGACGGCUUAUUUAAAUCCAAGGUUACCAGAUACCUGUGUUUCACGAGAUCAUUUUCCAAAGAAAAUAGUCAUUUAGGGAACGUGUUAGUGGAUAUGAAGCUCAUUGACAUCAAGGACACUCUGCCUGUGGGCUUCAUCCCAAUUCAGGAGACGGUGGACACACAGGAAGUGGCUUUUAGAAAAAAGAGGCUGUGCAUUAAAUUUAUCCCUCGGGAUUCAACUGAAGCUGCAAUUUGUGACAUUCGGAUCAUGGGCCGGACGAAACAGGCCCCGCCUCAGUACACGUUUAUUGGGGAACUGAACAGCAUGGGGAUCUGGUAUCGAAUGGGCAAAGUCCCCAGGAAUCAUGACUCAUCUCAACCCACAACGCCUUCCCAGUCAUCAGCUGUUUCCACCCCGGCCCCCAACCUUCCCAGGCACAUCUCUCUAACGCUCCCUGCUACCUUCCGAGGCAGGAACAGCACUCGAGCUGACUAUGAGUACCAGCACUCCAAUCUGUAUGCCAUAUCAGCGAUGGAUGGUGUGCCUUUUAUGAUUUCAGAGAAGUUUUCUUGUGUUCCAGAAAGUAUGCAGCCCUUUGAUCUCUUGGGAAUCACCAUCAAAUCUCUGGCAGAAAUUGAAAAAGAGUACGAGUACAGCUUCCGCACGGAGCAGAGCGCCGCCGCCCGGCUGCCACCCAGCCCCACGCGCUGCCAGCAGGUCCCCCAGUCCUGAGCCCGGCCGCCACACCACCGCGGGGCAGAAGACGCAGCCACCCAGACUCCUGAGCGCCCCUCCCACGCCCCGUCCGGUCCCUCCUGCCCUCACCCCCCCUGGGGGCUCAUCUGGGAGACGCUGAGCGGUUACGUCCUCGGCCAUCGGCUUGCCUGACGGGCCACCCCUGCCUCCCCGGGGACACUGUUCAUAAUCGCGACUAACCUGUGUUUGCUAUAGUGACCAGUGGCUCCUAGUGUGUCUGUGUGACACCAGCCUCCUCCACACCACCCCACCCCCGCAGGAGUCCCCCGAGGGCCCUGCACAGGUGCCGGUGCUGCCCAGUGACCCACUGGCUCGCUCUGACUGCCACUAGGUUGGCACAUUCCUUCUGGGAACCCGAGGUGGGUGGCAGCUCGGCACGCCCCCUCCAGGACUCUGCCAGCACCCCGACCCAGGGCCACCGGCAAACCGGCCCUCACACCCAUGACAGCACACGCCCUGAGGACACGAGGGAGGAAGAGGCCUGCGGUCCCCGAGAGGCCCCUGGCCCCACCGGUGCCACCCCUCAGACUCAGCCCCCAGUUCACAUACUGGACAUGCGGAGGUCAGGGAGCAGCCACUCGGCUGUCCCCACAGAGGACUUGCUUUUUGGACGAGAGGCCGAGGGACCUGGUGCUUGCUUGGAGGUGAGUUUGGCCGCCCAGGACACUGUGCUCACCCACCAUUCAGCCUGUUCCUCCUAAAGGGCUCACCCAUGCAGUGCCCGUGUGCCGGCUGCCUUGGCCCCGUGCCCUGACCCAGAGACACCCCCCGGGCUACGGGGAAGAGACCCUUGAGCCGGUGUCCAGCCUCAGGGGGACGUGGCCCCGCGGUCACCCAGCUUCUCAGCCAGGCUGCAUCUCGACCGGCUCUGCCAACAGCAAGAGUGGUUUUUAAAAGUCCGUCUGAGCCCAGUCAUCGAACUGGGGCAGCAUGGACAUUUCUGCCACAGCUGGCCAGAGGCCGCACUGGCCUCUCUCCCAGUGCUGGCUGCCAAGUUCAGCUCCACGCAGGUUCGCCAUGAGAACAGGGCUGCCACCCUCCCCCCGACAGCCUGCCUGCUCCAGUCACCAGGGUCAGUCUUAAUUCCAUAGCAUGCCGGGAUCUCCCACCUCCAAGGUCACCGGAGGGCGGGAGGUUGGGGGGAGGGGGCCAUGGAGAGCAGUGAGGUUCCCCACCACGAAGACAGCACAGCAGAGCCCCAGCCAGGGACGGUCCCCGCCUCCCCGUGGCUCCUGGGACGGCACGUGGUGGCUGGGGCUGACCUGGCCAGCAGUGUGGAGGGUGGCCGCCAGCUACCAAGAGGGGGCGGGGCAGAAAUACCUCCCGUAUCUGCCACCAGCUCUGCCACCUCCCGCCUGUCACCUCUGGAUCUUCAUGGCGAUACUUCCCGAUUUCUGUGCAGUAGGGACGCGGUCACCUCUCCCUCCCUUUGCCCAGACCCGGGUCGCCCCUGGUGGCAAUGGCCUUCCUGUGCCUCCCACCCAGCAAAGUGGCAAGAAGGGGCAGGCAGUGGAUCCCCCAGGGCCCAGGAGGCCAAGGACUACAGUGCUCAACCAAGAAGGAGCGAGUGCUGAGCUGUUCUUGAAUGGACCGUGGAGAUAAGCUGAUUGUGUGUCUGGGGAACUAGAGGGGCCCCGGAGAACCUGGGUCUCCUGCUGCUUGGUGCAUGGGUGGCUGCUCCAAAACCACGUGACCUGUGACCCCAAGCCCAACUGAGGGACGGCCCUGAUUCCUUCUGUCCCAUGCACUGGGUCUGUGCGCUUUGCUCCCCGCCUGACUGGAAGCUUGCCGUCUGACACGCAGCAGCUGGCAGCCCUUCGCCCUGGACUGACGGCCAGCUCUCGGGGUCCCAAAGACGACCUUGUGGGAGCCCAAGUCCGGGUGCAAGAAGGAGCCGGGCAGGGAGGGUGGCUGUCCUCCCGAGCCCCAGGCCAUGCUGCAUUUACGGGACGGAUGGAGAACAGGGACGGCAGGGUCACCAGGAAGAGGGCAGACGGCUGUGGACGUGGGCUGGGUCAUGGCCUCCACGGCACGGUAGAUGUAAGCUACGUGUAGCGGUGACUGAACGUCACCCUAAACCAUUAGGACACUUGGCAGCAACCCUGUUAGGGAAAGGUUGGUGUCUGUGGUAGAUUUUAGGCUGCUCCCAGCAGAGCAAGUGUGUGAUGACAGUAGCGGGGGGAGGGGGGCGUGUGCAGACACAGGGACACCCUGGACCCCUGGUGCACCCCUGGGAUGGAGCGACCUUUUCUUUCCCCUGUGGCCCUUCGGGAGGGAGGGAUAAGGGUCCUUGGAAGUGUGGAGGGCAGCGGCCGGGCCCCUGCUCCCCCAGAGACCAACCAGAGCACAGGCUCCCCCCAUCUUCUCUUCCCUCUAAAAACGCAUUCUCUCUCCAAAACCCUGGACAUGGCCCAGUGGGUAUAAGGGGGAAGUGGGGAGCUCCAUGUUCUUCUGCAAAUUUUUAUCAAGGCUUUCCCCGCCCCAAGGCCAGGGACCGAUAUGGGCCACGCCGCCUGCCCCUGGGAGAGCUGGGACCAGGUCACAACCCCCUGACCGCCCGUCUGCCUGGCUGGAAGCUCUGACCCUGCACGGCUGGCCGCCAGAGGCUCUGACAUUUGCGCCCACCCCCACCCUGUGUCGUUCUGAAAGGCAGUGCAGCGGGUGACACGGACUAACACGUACUAAGCACCUGCUCCUGGUCAGGCGCUAGCACAUUUCUCCUCUUUAAGCACAUUUUCUCCUAUUUUCCCCCCUCAAACAAGUACCCAGAAGUGGCUCUUAGUUGCUCCUGGUUAGAGAUGAAGUGGUGGCAACCCGUCCACAGCCCAAGCUGGGAAGUGACAGAUAGGCUUCGGGCCCCAGAGCCACGGUGCCCGUCCAGUAAAGGGCUUCCCAGCGCCACCAGCUGUGCUGCUCCGAGCAUGACAGUGUCGCCACCCCAAUGUGCCACGGUACUCGGAGAAGGGCGUGACCCCCCCUGCCUGCUCCCUCCACCAGACGAGGGCUCCCCUGAGAACCGGGAGCCCGAGGGCAAAGCAGGGCCUGGACCCAGCUGAGUGCCAGCAAGGGGUACACAGCCAGGCACUGCAUCAGUCCUGGAGCCCUCAGGUCUUUCCCUUUCUCUGCCCGUGCCGAAUGCCGCCCCCCAGCGGCUGUCACCACGAGACAGGGCUUCUGUUCUCCCAGCAAGAGGCGCACUAGCUGCCCUGUGACACUGGGGCCUCGGCCAGGCCGCUGUGCCCUUACCACGGGGACAACGUCCUUCCUGUAUUUAUUUGAGGUGACUCUCAUAUUUGGCGAAGGGAAGUUUCACUGUGUGAUUGUCUUAAUAUAAUUUGUUAAAUAAAUGUUUGUUUUAACCUUU
Suricata suricatta (meerkat) is the source of this 4278-nucleotide messenger RNA. It is a transcript of the gene MVB12B, whose product is annotated as multivesicular body subunit 12B. Gene Ontology annotation, biological process: virus maturation; regulation of epidermal growth factor receptor signaling pathway; viral budding. The record is from RefSeq and is a predicted model, not a curated record. Gene Ontology annotation, cellular component: late endosome; ESCRT I complex. The transcript has 10 exons. Bases 24 to 890 code for a protein of 288 amino acids. NCBI's taxonomy places the organism in Eukaryota, Metazoa, Chordata, Mammalia, Carnivora, Herpestidae.